GGUCCGCGGCAGCGGGAUAAAAGCGUACAGCGCGGGAGACGUGACAAAACGCUUCGCUGUUGUUUCUCAGCCAUGUCUGGUCGCGGCAAGGGCGGGAAGGGCCUGGGCAAAGGAGGCGCCAAGCGCCACCGCAAGGUGCUGCGCGACAACAUCCAGGGCAUCACCAAGCCCGCCAUCCGGCGGCUGGCCCGGCGCGGCGGCGUCAAGCGCAUCUCCGGCCUCAUCUACGAGGAGACCCGCGGGGUGCUCAAGGUGUUCCUGGAGAACGUGAUCCGCGACGCCGUCACCUACACGGAGCACGCCAAGCGCAAGACGGUCACGGCCAUGGACGUGGUCUACGCGCUCAAGCGCCAGGGCCGCACCCUCUACGGCUUCGGGGGCUGA
This is a messenger RNA of Neogale vison (American mink), 384 nucleotides long. RefSeq names its product histone H4. Gene Ontology annotation, molecular function: structural constituent of chromatin; DNA binding; protein heterodimerization activity. The record is from RefSeq and is a predicted model, not a curated record. Gene Ontology annotation, cellular component: nucleosome. Bases 73 to 384 code for a protein of 103 amino acids. The transcript has a single exon. Gene Ontology annotation, biological process: nucleosome assembly. NCBI's taxonomy places the organism in Eukaryota, Metazoa, Chordata, Mammalia, Carnivora, Mustelidae.